This is a messenger RNA of Aspergillus ibericus CBS 121593, 333 nucleotides long. Its product is annotated as putative Yippee zinc-binding protein Moh1. Bases 1 to 333 code for a protein of 110 amino acids. The transcript is spliced from 2 exons. NCBI's taxonomy places the organism in Eukaryota, Fungi, Ascomycota, Eurotiomycetes, Eurotiales, Aspergillaceae. The record is from RefSeq and is a predicted model, not a curated record. Gene Ontology annotation, cellular component: ubiquitin ligase complex.
AUGGGUCUGGUAUACAACGUCUACCUUACUGCCAGCAAGAUCUUCGGGUGCAAGAAAUGCAAAACCCAUCUUGCGGAUUAUGACGAUAUUAUUAGCCGGAAUUUCCGGGGGCAACAUGGCAAAGCCUACCUAUUCAACAAUGUCGUCAACAUUACCCAGUCCGAAGCGGUGGAGCGUAGCAUGACCACCGGAAGGCAUAUCGUCCGUGACAUUAACUGCAGGCAGUGCAGGGAAACGGUGGGCUGGAAGUAUGACAAAGCAUACGAGACCAGCGAGAAAUACAAAGAGGGCAAAUUUAUUCUGGAAGAAGAACUCCUCUGCGUGGUGUGUUAG